GGUAGAAGUUUGACAGGAGCUCGAGCGGGAGAGGGGACGCUGCCUGGAGCCGGCAAUCCGUUUACUUCAAGAGAGGAGGGGGAAAAAAAGACCAAACCACGGAGGAAAGGAAAUUAAGUCGGAAACGAUCCUCCUUACAAACAGAAAACUAUCCAGGAUUCCUUUUCUGCUUUUUAAAAAAAUUCUGAGGGGUGUCGUUGUCAGGGGGAACCAUGGCUCGCAAAGCCGAGGAUAUCAACAGACUCACGGAGAGCACCUAUAAGACUGUAAUGGAACAAUUUAAUCCAGGAUUACGGAAUCUUGUAAAUUUGGGCAAAAAUUAUGAGAAAGCUGUUAGUGCUAUGGUGGCUGCAGGAAAAACUUACUUUGACGGCAUUUCAAAAUUGGCAGAAUUGAGCUCUCAGUCACCAGUUUCCAAAGAGCUAGGACAAGUCCUAAUGGAAAUUUCUGAAGUACACAAGAAAAUCAACAUGGAUAUGGAAGACAAUUUUAGGAAAUUUCACAAAGAUAUCAUCAGUGAAUUGGAGAAAAAAACUGAUCAGGAUGUGAAAUACAUGAAUGCAACUCUUAAAAAAUACCAAACAGAACAUAGAACUAAACUGGAUUCUCUUGAGAAAUCACAAGCAGAGCUCAAAAAACUUCGAAGGAAAAGUCAAGGGACAAAAAAUGCAUACAAAUAUGAAAAUAAAGAAAUGGAGUUCUUAGCAACCAUUAAUACAAGGGAAAAUGAGAUUCAGAGAUUCAUUACUGAAGGCUGCAAAGAGGCGUUACUUGAAGAAAAGAGACGGUUCUGCUUCCUUGUGGACAAACAUUGCAGUUUUUCCCAAGAUCUAAGCAAUUACCAUGAAAAGGCCAAUGGAAUCCUUGGUGCCAAAAUAAUCAGAUGGAAGGAGAAAUGUUUUGAUGCUACAAAGAUACCUGAAUUUUUAGGUGAAGAUGAAAGCCCCCCAACAUAUAUAUCCAAAACUCCUCAACCUUCUCCAUUGAUUGGAAGAUACACUGUACAUGACCCUGUACUACAAAAUAAUUUGAAAAUCCCACCAGCUCCUCCUGGAAGAGUUCAGAAGAGUCCUUUGCCAGAUAUGUUUAACAACCCAACUGCUCAACGCAUGGCCCCUGUUGAGAGAAACAUUGAUGGAUUAGAGGAUGCCAGUCUAACAAGAUCCAUUUCCGUUGCAACUGGAUUGAAUAUGGUUCAGAGGCCAAAGGUAAAAAGCAUUUUUCCACACACGGCAGGGAAUAACAAAAAUAUGUUGAGCUUCGCAGAAGGUGAUGUGCUAACACUACUGAUACCAGAGGAAAAAGAUGGCUGGCUGUAUGGAGAACAUGAUGCGAACAAAAUGAGAGGUUGGUUUCCGACAUCUUACACUAGGCCAUUGGAACAAGGUCCAGACAUGUCAUCUGCACCCAGCCCAGCGCCAGCACGGAGUAUGAGCAUCCUGAAUCUUGCAGACAGGUCAAAUGUUGUCCUACCUCCUCCAGAUUAUGCCUCCGACCCAGUUAAACAUCACAAGGAGGUAUCAUUCCACUCUUACAGUAGUGCCCCAACUAAAGGGAUCAUCACCCAGUCAGACAAUACAAGUUCAAGUUCAGAGGCAAAUGGCAUCAUGAAACCACCUUUUCUCAGUGGAGGAAAUCCUUUUGCUACAGUAAAGCUCCGACCAACAAUAACAAAUGACAGAUCAGCGCCAGUUAUUUAGUGCACACGUUGUAAAUGUAGUCCUUAAUCAGUCAUGCAUUUGAAACCAACAGAUGCCAUUUUAAAUUAAUGCUAUAUAAGCAAUCAUACCUUUUGUACAAAUGGCUAUUGAUAGUUUAUAUUCAUUCAUGUUAUUUAUGCUCAUAUCCAAAUUAAUCGCUACAGAAAUGCUCUUGUAUGAAUGAUGAUGGGACAAAAAAAAUUCUUAGUUGAAAGAGUACAGCAUUUACAGUGGAUCUUGUUAAUAGGAAAAACUUUUUGUUAAGAGUGCAUUCAUUGUUUGAAAAUGCUGUAUUUUUUACAAAAUCCUGUGCACUACAGUUUAAGCAGAAAUUCAUUCACUUUGUUGUCUAAUAUAUUAUCUGAAACAGUUGUUUUGGGGGGAAAUCUGGAUGCAUUGCUCAUUAUUGAAUAUGGGAGGUAGGACUGUGGAGAUUGUAAAAAUAUAAUCUGCUGGAAAAAAUGCAGGUCAGGCAAUAUCUGUGGAGAGCAUCAAUAGCCUUGCAUCUGAAAAAUCCAGAGCUUGCUUGUUUAUAAGGAUGCAUGUUAUGACUGGUGAUCUUGAAGGAACAAGCCUCAAGCUUAUUAACAUGUGCUUUUGAAACUAGUGAUAUUCUACAACAUAUUUUGUUUUAAGAUCAGGAAUGGAAGCCAUAUUCAUAGGUGUCAACUCACUGUAACCAUUCAUUUCUUCUCUCAGGGAUGGAUAUGUGUGUACAAUUUUUAUUUUCUAAUCUCUCCUCCCUCCAUAAACUAUUUUUCUUUCGUUCUUUCUCUAAAAUCUUUUUAUACCCAACUGGAGUUAAUUAAAGUUGAUGAGGCUUCAUCCACUCUUUUUUUCAGUAAUAUUCUAGAAUUUGAGAUUUCUCACUCCUUUGCUCUGCUAUUUAAAUUUAACAAGUGAGAAGAUGCAAAUAUAAAAUAAGCACAAAAUACUGGCUGGCCCAUUCACAUCUGUAAAGUGAUAAAGGACAUUGACAAAGAUCCACACCAAAAUGUUAAUAGUUUUCACUGAAGUUAACGUUUUGGAUAUAGAACUGCCAGCAGUCCCUCUAUGAGACGAGAGAUUAACCCAUCCUUUUUAUACAUGCUGAUGAGCCUGCUUAUAUUUCCAACAUUUUCUGUUCAUUUUCUGAUUUUCCUUUUAAAUCUGCUACACAUACGUGCACACCUUGCAGUAGGAGCCCAACCAAAUUUAUUUUUCCUAAGGCAGAUUAGAUCCAAUUGCAGUGCAUUUUAAAUGCAUCAGUCAAAGCUUUAUUGAUCUGAAGAAAAAUCAACAUAAUUAUGGGUCUGUACUGUACAUAUUUUCUUUUUAGUUGUUUAAAAAGUGCCAGAGAUGAUAUUUAAAAGUAAUGCUUGUGUGUUCUGUGUUCUUAAUUUGUACACUUGCAAAUUUUCCCAAUUAUAGUCAGAUAAGAUCUAUGUAACAAACUACAAGAUAUCAAUAAGGAAGUCUGACCAUUGCCUGGAACCAACAGAAACAGCACUUCAAUCCACUGCAGCACUUCAAAGAUUAAGCAAUUAUUGUGAAGUUGUAUAAUAAUUUAUAUUCCUUUACUUUUACUGUAGUUUACGAACUAAUUUUAAAGAUAUGGGGAUAUGUGCACUUAUGUAUGGAACAGAGGUGUUGGAAGUCAAUGCUUGUUCUCUAAUACUUUGCCAGUUUCAUUUGUUACUUAUUGAAGUGUUUUGCUUUAGUGGUUAAAUCUAACAGGCUGCUAAUUGGUGACAAUACUUUCAUCAACUUUAAAGGUGUACAUAAAAUGAGACAAUGAACACAAAAAAAAAGGUGUUUGGGCCAAAAUGCAAAUCUAAAAUAUCGAGCAAUUAAAAUAGAACUUCUCUGUUGAUCUCACAGAUGAGAUAUGUAUCUGUAAAUUUAAAGUCUUAAUAUGCACAAACCCUGAAAGGUUAGUAAGAUGGGGAUUGCUAUUUUCCACAGCAAGGGACCUUAAAAUUUACAUCAGCACUUUUCUGGAAUAUCUGUUCCAAGUUAGUAACAAAUCUGCCUUAAAUUUGCCGUUUGUCAUUUUGAGCCUGUGCCAUAUUCUCUUAUGUAGGGUGUUACCUUGCAGUAGUUUUUUUUUCAGAUUUGUCUUUUCUGUACUAAUUAGUAUUGCUCCUACUUCCUGGAAGGACUUGUCUCCAUUGAUUUUUUUUUUUCUUCAGGGAUUAAGUCCCAUUUGUUCUUCCCUCAGUUCUCAUCUGUUAUAGGCCUUACAGCUACAAUCUGCAACUGUUUCUCUUACCGCUCUGCACCUCCCCCCACCACCCCGCGCGCGCACACACAGGAUUACAGUACAUCUUUUGACUUUGAGGACUAGAGCACAUUCAAUUGCCACCACAGCUUCAUCAGAUGUACCCUAUUAUUGAAAUUGGUAUUCAAGGAUUGUUGUUCCACUGUGACUGAAUGUUAAGUAUGACAGUUGUACCAUCCCCAUGUGUAUCUAAUUCAAAGGUUGAACUCAGACCCAGGAACAAUGAUGGCUCCGUUUUUGAAACUGGCAUUUGUACGAGCCCUAGAUACUUUUCAACAUGUUGCCUAGCUACCAUUUUACGUUUAUUUUGCUUUGAGAUGGCUGGACCACUGCUGCCUAUACUUUCUGCUUCCCCACUAAAUAUUGGUUUUAUUCCUAGAUGAUCAGUCAGACCAUAGUGAACGUCAUGAUUAUUUGUGGACUCUCUUACUUUAGAGUAUUAGUCCUAUCAACUGUCUGUGAUCUGCCAUUGUAAAAUUAAGUGAAAUCUAGCAACAGUGCACACUGACCUAGAAAAGACUAUCUGACUAAAAUAACUGAAGUGUUUGCUUAAUACUCAGAAUGUGAUUAAAAUGAAGAGGUGCAGCUCCAUUCCUUUGUUCUACAAAAUUAUAGAGACAAUGCUGUAAUUUGUAACUUUUCAUUAUGGAGCUUAUGUGGGAGAAGUAAAGACUUCCUGUUUAAUGGAGGUCACAGUAAUUCACAGUGGCCCAUAAUCCAGCAAAGGAUGUAUAAUAUGUGUACAAUGCAGUGUUGUCUUGAGAAAACAUUUGUGUUGCUACAAAUAUUCUAUAUUAAGGAUCCCAAUUAAGCAGUAUGGUUCAAUAUUGAACAAUUAGUAUUGCAUAUUUACGGUAAACACCCUCGACACAGCUGUAAGAAUGAGGUCUUCACAGGAUAUUAAGCAGCUAAAGGUACUCUUGUCUUCCCAAACACGCUAAAAUAUGUACUAUUGAGUGUUUCACCAUUCAAGUGGAUAGAUUUGUGAAAAUUUGACUCAUUUUACGCAAACAUAAUAAUAUUGCUAAGUUUGUUAAACAGCAUUAUAAACCUAGUGAUAUUUUAAAUACUCAGCAGGAAUUUACUGAAGAUAUUUGGGCUGUUUAGAGAAGUUUGGUUUAACACUAAACUGAAGAAAAUGCUUAGCAUUCUGUUACUAAAACAUUUUUUUUGCCCAUCAGCAAAGUUGAACUGAAAUUUGCAAAUAUAGGUACUGUGAAUACUGUUAUAGAAACUUAUACAAAUACUGACAGCAUCUGCCAUUCUAAGCACUAUGCUUAGCUGAUGUAUGUGUUCCUAAAUUUUUCAAAGUGUCCUGCCAAAUCUCUAAAAUAUCAUUAGUAGCUGUGUUAAAGGGUUUCACUUUCUUGGUGCCCAGAAACUGAUUAAUUCUGAAGGCGAUGCAGAUUUGCCUGUUUUGUGACACCUCAAAACAACUCUGGACUGUCAUGCUGGGGUUAAUUGUACACCAUAUUCUUAAAUGACAUGGAAAGCUCCUGUUUUCUUUUUCUAUACUUUGUGGGAAACCUAAAGCAGUAGUUCCAAUAGCAUUAUGGAUUUACCACUACCAUUUAAACUUGAUUAGCUGUUGUUUGUCAUUGGGACUUUACCAGGUACAAAUUACCUACCUUGCCUGCCCAGAAAACACACUUCAGGAGUGAUUCAUGGCUGUAAAAUACUUACGGUCAUCGCUAAGUUGUGAAAGGUAGUGAAUGAAAAGAAUGUCUCAUUUUCAUCAAGGCAAGUGAUAGGAUGACUGAAAUGCUCAACGUAAUCCAACCAUGAAAGAAAAAUAAUUCUGCCAGCUAGCUUGAAUACUUUUCUUGUCUGGCCAACAAAUUGCAGUCACAGGUAAAUAGAAAAACUGCAAUUAAAUUAUCCCUAUAUUUCUGAUGGGAAUUUGAAGAUUGGGUCCACAAAGUACUUUAACUUUAAAUUGUGUUUAUUAAAGACUGUCGCAAUGGUGAUUUGCAAUAUGUGUAACUGUUACAUUAAUGGCCAGGAUAAAACUAACAUUGAAAGCUUCAGUAAUACGCAAGGACUCCUGUAAAACUGAUUUUUAGUAGAACUCCAUAGAUUGUUCUGAAUACAGCUUCUAACAGAAGUUCAAUGCAAACAAUUUUAAACUCAGCAACUGUAACCAGAAAUGAUGUCAGGUUUACAUUUUCAGAAAGUCAGGUUUUAAUUGCCCCCUAUUAAGACAUCAGGUAACUGUUCAUUGCCUGACAACCCAUCAAUUUUAUUUAAAUUACACAGGCACAUUCAAAAGAUUUAAUAAUUGAAACUUUACCAAUUCACGAUGGGGUGGUCAGCGAUGGGGGAUCUAGGAGACUGCUGGGCUCUUUUUAAAUACCACUUUUUGGAAGGAUAAAACUAAUUCUAGCUCUAAAAACCACAUGACACUUAUUUCUACAGAGUAGAUGGGACAAAGGUAAAACUAGGAAAGUCAUCUAUUAUUUUGAGAUCCAGUUUUUCAUAUUCCUCUAAACUCAACACUUAAAACUGUUAAAUAUAAUGCUUAUAUAGGUAAAUAUUCUUGUAUCUAAACAGGCACAAUGAGUUUUAACAUCUGUAUAAUUAAUUAUAUAUAGUGAGAUUACACUACUGUUAAAAUGUUUUAGCAACUUUGCACAACAGCUACUAUUUGAUUGUAUUCUUGCCCAUUUGUGUUAAAAACAUGUUAACACAUGACAAAACACGAGUGUUUAAAGAAAGGAAUGUAUGGGAAUAGGUGUAUUUAUGACUAGAAAUCUAUCAUAACACAACCAGCCACAUUAUUUGCAAGAUACCAAACAAUAGCUCUGCUCCAAAGUAUUAAAGAAUGUAGUUUCUCAACCCUGUUAGUUCCUAACUGCCACUUGGUAGUAUUUGCAUUUUCUAGUAUAUUCCAUUUAAUUCUUAAUUGACUGCUACCUCUGCAACAAUGGGAAUAAAAUGCUUUUUUUUUCAGCACAAAACAGAUUAAUAGAAAUGAUGAAUGAAGUCAAAUGUCACUGAGACUUGCCGGACAGGAAACCUAUGGGAUCAGGUAGAAUAAUGAUUUUGACACCCUCAUUAACUAGAGUGAAAUUUGACCCUGUACCCACAGAAUGCCAUAUCUACUUAAUGAGUGGAAAGUGAUACACAAAAAUACAUUUAAAGGUUAUGAUGGACUGCUAUACAGUAAAUCCAACAAAAUUGUCUGCAUUGUUGUUGGUCACCAGUUGCAAGCUGCUUUCACUAAAGGAUAUGACUCCGUGACUGCCAUCAAUGAAGUUCUGUGGUUAGCAAUUUUUUUGUUUUUUUAAGUUGAACAAAACUAUAAAACCCAUUCCCCACCACCACCACCAAGAUGGCCUCAUGUGGUGAUUCAUUCAUUUUGGAGUCUAUAUUUUUAUGCAAGAAAUGCUUGAAGACUAUUCCUCUGGUCUGAAUCAGUUUCCGUGGUCAGAGAACAGAAGCUUGAUUGAUUGGACCUGAAAUCUCUCUUAUUUAUAGUUCAUAAGUAGGUUUAUAGAUUGUGAUUCCACAUAAUUUGUAUAGUUUGAAAUGGCCUAAAACACAAGAAUGUACUGUAAAAGUGGUAAAGGUCUUAAAGUGCAAUAACUGAUCAUAACUUCAGUUUUUAAUUCAUUUAGAGCAGUGCAUUUCUGUACUAAAAGUGCUGAAAUUGUUAUUGACUUAAACUUUUUCCUCUAAGCCUUUUCAUUUGUGAAAUUAAUGUUUUAUAAUUUAAUUCUGAUGUACUUUACAAAUUACUGACAACAGCAAAACAGUAGUAAAAUGAUUUGGUGUAAGUGUACAGGAGAAUUGUUUUUUGUAUAACCAUAAAGUCUGACUUUUACUCA
This is a messenger RNA of Stegostoma tigrinum, 7787 nucleotides long. RefSeq names its product brain-specific angiogenesis inhibitor 1-associated protein 2-like protein 1. Gene Ontology annotation, cellular component: nucleoplasm; cytosol. The transcript is spliced from 14 exons. Lineage: Eukaryota; Metazoa; Chordata; Chondrichthyes; Orectolobiformes; Stegostomatidae. Bases 213 to 1700 code for a protein of 495 amino acids. Gene Ontology annotation, molecular function: protein binding. The record is from RefSeq and is a predicted model, not a curated record. Gene Ontology annotation, biological process: plasma membrane organization; actin crosslink formation; actin filament bundle assembly.